Molecule: messenger RNA, 1902 nt
Organism: Emys orbicularis (European pond turtle)
Lineage: Eukaryota; Metazoa; Chordata; Testudines; Emydidae
Gene: ABLIM1
Product: actin binding LIM protein 1
Exons: 21
Coding region: 16-1902 (628 amino acids)
Biological process (GO): cilium assembly; cytoskeleton organization; lamellipodium assembly
Cellular component (GO): stress fiber; actin cytoskeleton
Molecular function (GO): actin filament binding
Source: RefSeq, a predicted model, not a curated record
GUGGAUUACCAGCGCAUGUAUGGAACCCGCUGCAAUGGCUGUGGGGAAUUCGUGGAAGGAGAAGUAGUGACAGCUCUGGGAAAAACCUACCAUCCGAACUGCUUUGCCUGCACUGUUUGCAAACGCCCGUUUCCACCAGGAGACCGGGUUACCUUCAAUGGAAGGGAUUGUCUCUGUCAAAUGUGUGCUCAGCCAAUGGCAUCCAGUCCAAAAGAGAUCUCCAGCUCAAGCAAUUGUGCUGGCUGUGGAAGAGAUAUAAAAAAUGGCCAAGCGCUACUAGCACUGGAUAAGCAGUGGCACCUGGGAUGCUUUAAGUGCAAGGCAUGUGGCAAGGUCCUGACUGGGGAAUACAUCAGCAAGGAUGGCGCCCCUUAUUGUGAAAAGGACUACCAGGUUCUCUUUGGGGUCAAAUGUGAAGCAUGUCACCAGUUCAUCACCGGGAAGGUCCUAGAGGCAGGUGACAAGCAUUAUCAUCCGAGCUGUGCACGAUGCAGCAGAUGCAACCAAAUGUUCACGGAAGGAGAAGAAAUGUACCUACAAGGUUCCACUGUAUGGCAUCCCGACUGUAAGCAGUCCACUAAGGCAGAAGAUAAGCUACGGCCUACAAGGACAUCAUCUGAAAGUAUUUAUUCCAGACCAGGUUCCAGUAUUCCUGGCUCACCAGGCCAUACUAUCUAUGCAAAAGUAGACAAUGAGAUCCUUGAUUACAAGGAUUUAGCAGCUAUUCCCAAAGUCAAGGCCAUUUAUGACAUUGAACGUCCAGACCUAAUUACUUAUGAGCCAUUCUACACUUCCGCCUACGAGGAGAGACAGGAGAGACAGAGUCUUGGAGAGUCUCCAAGGACACUGUCUCCCACCCCGUCUGCAGAAGGUUAUCAGGAUGUUCGGGAUCGCAUGAUUCACAGGUCAACCAGUCAGGGCUCUAUUAGUUCUCCAGUGUAUAGUCGACACAGCUACACUCCCACAAUGUCACGCUCCCCUCAGCAUUUCCACAGACCUGGCAAUGAGCCGUCCAGCGGUCGGAACUCCCCUGUCCCUUAUCGGCCAGACAGCCGCCCUCUAACUCCAACUUACGUUCAGGCCCCUAAACAUUUCCAUGUUCCAGAUCAAGGCAUCAACAUUUACAGGAAACCACCCAUCUAUAAACAACAUGAUGCAACUGCUUUGGCAGCACAGAGCAAGUCCUCCGAGGAUAUCAUCAAGUCCUCCAAGUUCCCAGCAGCCCAUGCUCCAGCACCCAACGAGAUACCAAAGAUUGAGACAGACCACUGGCCAGGUCCUCCCUCACUUGCGGCUGUAGGAGCCGACAUGAGACGCAGAUCAAGUGGCAGAGAGGAAGAAGAUGAAGAGCUCCAGAGACGUCGGCAGCUACAGGAGGAGCAGCUCAUGAAGCUUAACUCAGGUCUGGGGCAAUUGAUAUUAAAAGAAGAAAUGGAAAAGGAGACUCGCGAUAGGCCACCUCUUUCAGCCAGUCGUUAUGAUUCUCCAAUUAAUUCAUCCUCACAAGCCUCGGCCUCCAAAACCUCCUCCCUCCCUGGCUAUGGAAGAAAUGGACUGCACAGGCCGGUGUCUACAGACUUUGGUCAGUACAAUAGUUAUGGGGAUGUGAGCGGUGAUGUUCGAGAUUUCCAGUCCCUCCCGGAUGGUCAUGUCCCCGGAAUGAGAAUGGACAGAGGAGUGUCUAUGCCUAACAUGUUGGAACCAAAGAUUUUUCCAUAUGAAAUGCUCAUGGUGACCAACAGAGGGCGAAAUAAAAUAUUACGGGAAGUAGACAGAACCCGGCUUGAGCGUCACUUAGCACCGGACAUUUUUCAAGAAAUAUUUGGCAUGACAAUACAAGAGUUUGACAAGUUACCUCUUUGGAGACGCAACGACAUGAAGAAGAAAGCAAAACUCUUUUAA